AGCUAGCCAAGCCAACUAGAGACUAGCUAGCAAUCAUGAAUAAGGCUAGUCUUGUUCAGUGCUCGGCAAACUACAUACCCUUGUCACCUAUAAGCUUCUUAGAGCGAGCUGCUGUUGUCCACGGCGAUAAGAUUUCGAUCGUUUACGGUGGAGUGAGAUUUUCAUGGCAGCAGACGCUUGAAAGAUGUCGCAAGGUCGCCUCAGCUUUCGUCCACUUAGGCAUAUGUCGCCAUGAUAUUGUUGCAGCUUUUGCACCAAACAUUCCAGCACUUUAUGAGCUACAUUUCAGCGUUCCAAUGGCUGGAGCAGUUCUUUGUGCACUUAACAUUAAGCUGGACGCACCCGCAUUAGCGUUGAUAUUACAACAACUGGAAGCCAAAGUCAUUAUUGUAGAUCAUCAGUACCUUAAAGUUGUCCUCCAAUCACUUGACAUUUUGUCCCAAACAAAGUCCAACUCCAAGCCACCUCUCCUCAUUCAAAUCCCAAAGUGUGGCCAAUUAUCAUCAUCUUCUCCUACUGAUCUUGAUCUUCCACCAGAUGCCCUUAAUUACAAUGACCUGCAGGAAUCAGCAGAACCCAGUUUUCAGAUUCUCAGACCCAACAAUGAAUGUGAUCCAAUUUCGGUGAGUUACACUUCUGGGUCAACAGGUGAUCCCAAGGGAGUUGUGUACAGCCACAGAGCGGUGUACCUAAAUUCACUGGGAGCAAUUUUUCAGAGUGACAUGAGAAAAAUGCCGGUUUUUCUAUGGACGGUCGAAAUGUUUCGGUGCAAUGGCUGGUGCUACCCUUGGGCCGUUGCUGCUCUUGGUGGCACCAAUAUCUGUCUCAGAAGUGUCUCAGCCAAAGCCAUUUUUGAAGCAAUUGAUCUUCACAAGGUAACACACUUAUGUGGUGCACCCUCUAUAUUAAACAUUCUAGCAGAUGCCUCAGAAAAUUAUCAAUCUAGGGUUAUAAAAUCAAGUGUGGAGAUUAUUGUUGCUGGUGCAUUGCCAGCACCCGAGAUUCUGAUCAAGGUUACAGAAUUAGGGUUUAAUGUGAGCCAUGGAUAUGGCAUGACCGAGGCUCUUGGACCCGCAAUUGUCACAACAUGCAAACCCCAGUUGGAAUCUCAGUACAAUCUAAUGAUGGAAGGGGUUGAUGUGAAGGAUCCAAACAAUAUGGAGAGUGUGCCAUAUGAUGGAAAAACAAUGGGGGAGAUCAUGUUUAGAGGCAACACUUUGAUGUUGGGAUAUCUGAAACACUCAAACCCUAAUCAUGAAAUUUUCAGUGGUGGAUGGUAUAGGACUGGUGACCUGGCAGUUAGGCAUUCAGGUGGGUACAUUCAGAUGAAAGAUAGGGCAAGGGACAUUAUAAUUUCUGGUGGGGAGGCUAUAAGCACACUUGAGGUGGAGGCAGUUUUGCUGACUCAUCCACAAGUUUUGGAGGCUGCUGUUGUGGGGAAACAUGAUGAGGUUUUGGGGGAGACUCCUUGCGCUUUCUUGAAGUUGAAGAAGGGUUUUGGUGGUGGUGAAGAAAGUUGUAAAGAGAUUAUGAGGUUUUGUGAGAAGAAAAUGCCUGCCUUUAUGGUUCCACAAGCUUUGGUGUUUGGGGAUUUGCCUAAUUCCACUGGGAAGAUACAAAAGUUUGUUCUAAAGGAGAAGGCCAAUCUUGUGGGAAGCCUAGAAUAAGAGCUGGUUUGGUAUUGUUGUGCUUUGAAAAAAAAACUGUUUUUGCUGUAUUGUGAGAAUAAACAACUGUGAAAUAAAACAGCAAAGUGUUGGUAAACUUUUUUGUAAAAGUGCUUUUAGAAAAAAAAAAAAAAAAAAA
This is a messenger RNA of Malus domestica (apple), 1806 nucleotides long. RefSeq names its product probable CoA ligase CCL13. The record is from RefSeq and is a predicted model, not a curated record. Lineage: Eukaryota; Viridiplantae; Streptophyta; Magnoliopsida; Rosales; Rosaceae.